AUGAAUUCAUUCAAAGUCAGUCGCAAACGCCAGAUAAGCGAGCGUAAGCUAUUUAUGGAUGCUUGGAGAGAUUUGGCAAACAUAGAAAUAGAUGUCGAAGUUGAGACUGAAAGCUACGCCCCUGAGCAGUCUCAAGUUAUCACACCAUCAUCUCAAGCUCUCACAGAAUUCCAUCUCUUUCCCAAGCUUCCACUACAGACUAGGCGAAUGAUCUGGGAGUUCACCAUUCUUCCACGUGCAAUUCAAGAUAGCAAUUGUAUGUUAUCUGGGGAAUAUGGAUAUGACGGAUUUAGAUCCUGA
This is a messenger RNA of Botrytis byssoidea, 300 nucleotides long. RefSeq lists its product as uncharacterized. The record is from RefSeq and is a predicted model, not a curated record. The coding region runs from base 1 to 300 and encodes 99 amino acids. NCBI's taxonomy places the organism in Eukaryota, Fungi, Ascomycota, Leotiomycetes, Helotiales, Sclerotiniaceae. The transcript has a single exon.